GCCCACACUCCUCACAGCUAAAUUCGCGCAGACCCUCCACGCGCCGAGAAACCCGUGGGCGUGGAUUCCAUUUUCCAUUUUUUCACGCGGAUUAAAAAACGACGUAUAAUAAAAAACUCGGGUCAUCAAAGCAAGUGGAGAGGAAAUCGAACCCAAGCCUCAACCCCGUUUUUCAAUUCAACCAUCAACUGAUUCUCUGUUUUUUUUUUCCGUUUCCAUUUUUGAUUCGAUCGACCAAUCCGUUUGGUUUGAAGGUAUUUAGGGUUUCGUUCUUCUUCUCGAACCUCGGCUUGUGUGAAUCUGGUGGAGUUUUUGGGGGGAGGCGAUGGCCGGAUGGAGGGGAUCGAAAGGCGGCGGCGCCGGCGCCGGCGGAGGUGGGGCGGGGGCGUUGGAGCGGGUGUCGACUACUCAGACGGUUCGUCUAGGGAAGGUGCAGCCGCAGGCGCCGGGACACAGGACCGUGUUCUGCAACGAUCGUGAUAGCAACUCCCUCGCGAAAUUCAAGAGCAAUUCUGUCUCCACAACAAAGUAUGACGUUUUUACCUUUUUACCUAAAGGCCUUUUUGAGCAGUUCAGGCGGGUGGCUAACCUCUAUUUUCUGAUGAUCUCAAUCUUGUCGUGCACCCCGGUGAGGAGGUGCCAAGUUUAUGAUCUAACUAGACCUGUCAACAGCUGCAUGGCCUAUCUCACUGAUAAUAGAGAUGGGCAGGGACCGGGUUAUCCUGGCCAGUCUUAUUUGGGCAAUCCUGUAAGUCCGAUUACAAAUGUGCUUCCGCUGACGUUGGUGCUUCUUGUCUCUCUUAUAAAAGAAGCAUGGGAAGAUUGGAAACGUUUUCAAAAUGACAUGGCAAUCAACAAUUCUACCAUUGAAGUGUUGCAAGAUCAGCAGUGGGUGUUUAUUCCUUGGAAGAAGCUGCAGGUUGGGGAUAUUGUUCGGGUGAAGCAGGAUGGAUUUUUUCCUGCUGAUAUAUUAUUCCUGGCCAGUACUAACCCUGAUGGUGUGUGCUACGUCGAGACUGCAAAUUUGGAUGGUGAAACUAAUUUGAAGAUAAGGAAAGCACUGGAAAAGACUUGGGAUUAUGUGGCCCCUGAAAAAGUUUGUGAAUUCAAAGGUGAGGUACAAUGUGAGCAACCAAAUAAUUCACUAUACACGUUUACUGGCAAUUUGAUUGUUGAUAAACAAACCUUGCCUCUCAGUCCAAAUCAGCUUCUACUACGUGGAUGUAGUCUGAGAAAUACGGAGUAUAUUGUUGGUGCUGUCAUUUUUACUGGGCAUGAGACCAAGGUUAUGAUGAACUCAAUGAAAAUACCUUCCAAAAGAAGCACCUUGGAAAAGAAACUCGACAAGCUUAUACUUGCACUUUUUACUGUUCUUUUCUCUAUGUGUCUUUUGGGUGCCAUUGGCAGUGGUAUAUUCAUAAAUCGGAAGUACAUCUAUUUGCGGUUUGACAGAUCAGAGACACAAUUUGAUCCUGACAACAGAUUUGUGGUUGCUAUCUUGACAUUUUUCACCCUUAUAACUCUCUAUUCACCAAUCAUACCCAUUUCUCUGUAUGUUUCUGUUGAGAUGAUUAAAUUUAUCCAAUCCACUCAAUUCAUCAACAACGAUUUACACAUGUACCACACUGAGAGCAAUACCCCUGCAUUGGCACGAACAUCCAACUUAAAUGAGGAACUUGGCCAGGUGGAGUACAUCUUCUCUGACAAAACUGGGACUCUAACAAGAAACUUAAUGGAAUUUUUCAAAUGUUCGAUUGGGGGAGAAAUUUAUGGUACCGGUGUUACUGAAAUAGAGAUGGGAACAGCUCAGCGCACUGGAGUUAAAAUUGAUGUUGAGAAACAAUCAGAUGCACCACGUGAAAAGGGUUUCAACUUUGAUGAUGCUCGGCUUAUGAGAGGUGCUUGGAGGAAUGAACCUAAUGCUGAGUCUUGCAAGGAAUUCUUCAGGUGCCUUGCUAUAUGCCAUACUGUGCUUCCUGAAGGUGACGAGUCCCCUGAAAAGAUACGAUAUCAAGCUGCAUCGCCUGAUGAAUCUGCCUUGGUUACUGCAGCAAAGAAUUUUGGUUUCUUUUUCUACAAGCGUUCACCCACAACUAUUUAUGUUCGUGAGUCACAUGUUGAGAAGAUGGGAAAGGUUCAAGAUGUUGCAUAUGAAAUCUUAAACGUUCUUGAGUUCAACAGUACGAGGAAGCGCCAAUCUGUUGUAUGUCGUUAUCCAGAUGGUAGACUUGUACUCUACUGCAAGGGUGCAGAUACCGUGAUAUACGAGAGGUUGGUAGAAGGAUACAACGAUUUGAAAAGAACAACCAGGGAGCACUUGGAGCAGUUCGGAGCAUCUGGAUUGCGUACUCUUUGCCUGGCUUAUAGAAACUUGAGUUAUGAUGUAUAUGAGAAUUGGAAUGAGAAAUACAUUCAGGCAAAAUCUGCGUUGCGGGAUAGGGAGAAAAAAUUGGAUGAGGUUGCUGAACUAAUUGAGAAGGAACUUAUUUUGAUUGGAUGUACUGCUAUCGAAGACAAGCUUCAGGAGGGAGUACCUGCAUGUAUAGAGACCCUCGCUCGAGCUGGAAUAAAAAUUUGGGUGCUAACCGGGGACAAGAUGGAGACAGCUAUAAAUAUAGCUUAUGCUUGCAAGUUGAUAAAUAACAACAUGAAGCAAUUUAUAAUCAGCUCCGAAACCGAUGCUAUUCGAGAAGUUGAAGAUAAGGGUGACCAAGUUGAGCUAGCUCGCUUUAUGAAGGAGACAGUUAAAAAUGAGCUGAAAAAAUGUUUUGAGGAAGCACAAGAGUAUCUUCGUUCCGCGUCCAGACCUAAGUUGGCACUUGUAAUUGAUGGGAAGUGUUUGAUGUUUGCACUAGACCCGAGUUUACGAGUAAUGCUACUGAAUUUGAGCUUGAAUUGCAGUGCAGUUGUUUGCUGCCGAGUUUCCCCAUUACAGAAGGCACAGGUUACAAGCCUGGUUAAGAAAGGCGCAAAUAGGAUUACCCUAAGUAUUGGUGAUGGGGCUAAUGAUGUCAGCAUGAUUCAGGCUGCGCAUGUUGGUGUAGGGAUAAGUGGGCAGGAAGGCAUGCAAGCUGUAAUGGCCAGUGAUUUUGCCAUUGCACAGUUUCGCUUUUUGACUGAGUUACUCCUCGUGCAUGGACGAUGGUCUUAUCAUAGAAUAUGCAAGGUUGUGACGUACUUUUUCUACAAGAACUUGAUGUUCACGCUCACUCAAUUUUGGUUCACCUUCCAAACUGGAUUUUCUGGCCAAAGGUUUUAUGACGAUUGGUUUCAGUCGCUGUACAACGUUAUUUUCACGGCCCUGCCUGUCAUCAUUAUUGGACUUUUUGACAAGGAUGUGAAUGCCACACUGUCCAAAAAAUACCCCGAACUGUACAAGGAAGGAAUACGUAACGCAUUCUUCAGAUGGAGAGUGGUAGCGACUUGGGCUUUCUUCGCAAUUUAUCAGUCGCUCGUUAUGUACUACUUUGUUGUGGCCUCGAGCAACCGCGCCAUGAAUUCUUCUGGCAAGAUGUUUGGCCUCUGGGACGUUAGUACAAUGGGCUUCACCACUGUAGUUGUGACCGUGAAUUUGCGCCUUCUCAUGAUGUGCAACACAAUUACCAGGUGGCAUUACAUCAGUGUAGGAGGCAGCAUAUUGGCCUGGUUCGUUUUUGUCUUCAUUUACUCAGGCAUCGUGUUACCAAAAGAGCAGGAAAACAUAUUUUUCGUUAUUUAUGUGCUGAUGAGUACCGUCUAUUUCUACUUCACUCUUCUGCUGGUCCCAGUUGCUGCACUCUUUUGUGACUUUGUAUACAUGGGGGUCCAGCGCUGGUUUUUCCCGUACGAUUAUCAAAUCGUGCAGGAAAUCCACAGGCACGAGAUCGACAACAGCCGGAUUGGCUUACUGGAAAUUGGGAACAAUGAGCUCAGCCCAGACGAGGCCCGAAGUUAUGCCAUAAUGCAACUUCCGGGCCAGAAAUCGAAACACACGGGCUUUGCUUUUGAUUCACCUGGCUACGAGUCGUUUUUCGCAUCACAAGCUGGGGUUUACGUGCCCCAAAAGGCAUGGGAUGUGGCUAGACGGGCAAGCAUGAAGACGACAAUGCCGGUGCACGGGGAUCUGGACAGGCAGAUAGAGCAGCUGAUGGAGUGCAAGCCGCUGCCGGAGGCGGAGGUUAAGUCCCUGUGCGAUCAGGCGCGGGCGGUCCUGGUGGAGGAGUGGAACGUGCAGCCGGUGAGGUGCCCCGUCACCGUGUGCGGCGAUAUUCACGGUCAGUUUUACGACCUGAUUGAGCUAUUCCGGAUCGGCGGUAAUGCGCCGGACACCAAUUAUCUGUUCAUGGGAGACUAUGUUGACCGUGGUUACUACUCAGUGGAGACAGUAACGCUCUUAGUGGCUCUGAAAGUUCGUUAUAGAGAUAGGAUCACGAUCCUUAGAGGAAACCAUGAAAGUCGCCAAAUCACUCAAGUGUAUGGAUUUUAUGAUGAAUGCCUGAGGAAGUACGGCAAUGCCAAUGUGUGGAAGUAUUUCACUGAUCUUUUUGAUUACUUGCCCUUGACAGCACUGAUCGAGAGCCAGAUAUUCUGUUUGCAUGGUGGUCUUUCACCUUCACUUGAUACAUUGGAUAAUAUCCGAGCUUUAGACCGUAUACAAGAAGUCCCACACGAAGGUCCAAUGUGCGAUCUCCUGUGGUCUGACCCGGACGAUCGAUGUGGAUGGGGAAUCUCUCCACGUGGGGCCGGCUACACGUUUGGGCAGGACAUAGCUUCUCAAUUCAAUCACACCAAUGGCCUCACACUCAUUUCAAGAGCACACCAGCUUGAAAAGAAUGUGGUGACAGUGUUUAGUGCCCCGAACUACUGCUACCGAUGUGGGAACAUGGCUGCAAUACUCGAAAUUGGAGAAAACAUGGAGCAGAACUUCCUUCAGUUUGACCCGGCCCCACGCCAGAUCGAGCCAGACACCACCCGCAAGACUCCCGAUUAUUUCCUGUGAACUGAAAUUCGCUUCCAGAGCAUGUUUGCAGUCGUGUCUUGUGAGCUGUGUAUGUCUUAACUGGAGUCUGUUAGUGGAUGUUAAUUGUCAAAAUCAUUCUUACU
Striga asiatica is the source of this 5082-nucleotide messenger RNA. The record is from the annotation of a GenBank genome assembly. Lineage: Eukaryota; Viridiplantae; Streptophyta; Magnoliopsida; Lamiales; Orobanchaceae.